CUAUUUGUCUGAAAUAGCGGCUCUUAGCGAAAAUCAUGACCAAAUUGUAUUGCAACCAGUCUUUGAAGUUUUUUCCCAUAUUCACUGAACUUGAAGAUCUUCGUUCGACUUUUAUCACCAACUGUGUCUUUAACAUUUUUCUUAGUUACACCGCCUUCAUGUUGAAUAUCGUGACAAUCUACGCCAUAUACAAAACUUCAACAAUGCCAAACACUUUGAAAACUCUGCUGGUAAGUCUUGCCUGCUCGGAUGUUGCUGUUGGUUUGUUUAUUCAACCAUUUUACACUUUCUUUCUGAUCAACUGGCUUCGACUUGACAUUCCUGGCUGUAACACUCAACAAGUGUGGACGAUUUCAAGUAGAUUAUUUUCAGGUGCUUCGCUUCUUGGUGUCGUGGCUGUAAGUGUAGAUAGGUUCUUAGCUGUUCAUCUUCAUCUCAGAUACCAGGAGCUUGUCUCUCACAUGCGUGUUGUUGUUAUGGUGGUCAGCAUAUGGGUGUGCAGUGGAUUUUUUUCUUUGAUGAUAUUGUGGGGGCCUUUCAAUGCAUGGAACCUUAUAAGAACAAUUACUGCUGCUUUCGGUUUUAUUAUCACACUCGUGGUGUAUAUCAGGAUAUAUCAAACUGUACGACGGCACAAGAAUCACAUUCAGUCCAUGCAAAUACGAGACGAAGCUCAGUCUGAGGAGAUAAAAAACUUAACUGUUCUCAUUAAAUCCACAGUUGGCAUAUUCUAUGUAUAUAUCGUGUUUUUAAUUUGUUAUUUGCCUUUUAUAAUUUGCAUGGCUGUUAUUCAAAUCUAUGGCUCGAAUAUCGCUUUGAAGAAACUUUUACUUUACUCAUUGACUCUCAUGUAUCUAAAUUCAUCUUUGAACCCUGUUAUUUACUGCUGGAAGAUGAGACACAUUCGACACGCUAUCAUAGACAUACUACGAAAGAUGCCUUGGAUCAGCAAUUGGCCAUUUCGGGUAAACUACAAUCGGUCAUCGCGUGUCGUCCAUAUUGAUAACUGAUCCCCUCUGUGUGGCUUACAAAGACUAUACACUGUAUUUGUUUACAGCAAAGUGAAAUGGGGACAAACGAGAUUGUACAUAAACUUAGUGAUAUGACCCGGCAGCGAAAUAAUCGCGUAGUUCUAAUUUUAAGUACACAAUAAAUCGAAUAAUCUGUAGUGUGACAGGGAAAGGCUAAUUUGA
Pocillopora verrucosa is the source of this 1193-nucleotide messenger RNA. Lineage: Eukaryota; Metazoa; Cnidaria; Anthozoa; Scleractinia; Pocilloporidae. The record is from RefSeq and is a predicted model, not a curated record.